This is a messenger RNA of Salvia splendens (bonfire salvia), 600 nucleotides long. RefSeq names its product class I heat shock protein. Bases 85 to 489 code for a protein of 134 amino acids. The transcript has a single exon. The record is from RefSeq and is a predicted model, not a curated record. Lineage: Eukaryota; Viridiplantae; Streptophyta; Magnoliopsida; Lamiales; Lamiaceae.
UCAUUUCACUACAAAGCAACAACAAUAUCUAAUUUGCCCAUUUUCAAGAGCAACUCUAGAAGCCAUCUCCACCAUCCAUCCACCAUGGAUAUGUGGGAUUCCUUCAAAGAUUUCCACCACCGCCACGAAGCCAUCUUAGCACAACGCCCCCGACUUCAUGGCAACAGUGGAGGGAGAGUGGAGUGGAGUGAGACCCCGGAAGCUCACGUGCUCAGGGCUGAGCUUCCUGGGCUCAACAAAGAGGAAGUGAAGGUGAAGGUGAAAGAGGGCAAAUUCUUGAAAAUUAGUGGAAAGAAGAAAGUGGAGAGAGAAGAUAGGCACGAGAAUUGGCACCACGUUGAGCGUAGUAAAGGCAAAUUCUCUAGGGUUUUCACCCUACCGGAGAAUUCGAAAAGCGAUAGCGUGAAAUCGCAUUUUGAUAAUGCGAUUCUCACCGUUACCAUUCCUAAGAAAUCUCUUGUUGUUAAGGACUUUGAAAUUAAAGGUUGAGAUUGUUUCUCGUGUUAUUCCUAAUAGAUUUUAGUAUUUUUUUCUGGUAUUAUAUGAUUGUACGUUGCAUAAUGGAAAUAUAUCAUUAUUAAUUAUAUCUAUAAUUUUUUA